AUGGCCCUGUGUCUGUGCCUGUUGUUCAACCCAUCUUGGUGCCCCCGCAGCCUCCCGCCCAAGAGACACCCAUGGCUGAGGUUGUGGAUGCCACUGCACCUCCCGGCGGCAUCAACAGCGGUAGCGGUGCACCUACCAAUGGCAAUCGGGGCCCGUCUCCUGCGUGCUCCUACGGCUCGUCUCCAGCCCCGGCUGCGUCUCCAGCUGCUGUCAAGGAUGAUGGCAAAUGGCGGAUCCAACGACAAGCAAGGAUCUGACGGCAAUGACGAAUCCAACAACACUGGCGGUCAAUCAACUGCCUCUUGGAGCAUCGUUCAAAAUCUCUUCCAAGGCUUACUCGAUGGCUUUCUGACGCCUCGUCUUUAUAUGUUUCAAAGGCACUGCCUAUGUUUUUUGAGGCCGUUUUCAUACACUGGGUUGGAGGGCUUGGUACAUUUCUGGAAGCGUGGAUAUUUCUUUUCAAGGCCUCACCACGGUUGA
Podospora bellae-mahoneyi is the source of this 480-nucleotide messenger RNA. RefSeq lists its product as uncharacterized. The transcript has 2 exons. The coding region runs from base 1 to 480 and encodes 159 amino acids. NCBI's taxonomy places the organism in Eukaryota, Fungi, Ascomycota, Sordariomycetes, Sordariales, Podosporaceae. The record is from RefSeq and is a predicted model, not a curated record.